GUGUGACCCGCAAAUCCGCUCUGCAAGCAGGAAUUGGCAGGGCAGGCUUCAAAGAUGUUGCGCUUGUUGGAGACGCAGGAGACGAUAGUGAUCAAUACUGGUACCGAAAUGUUGGCCAACAGCGACGCGCGUCGGUGGUUGGCUUCAAUGGUUUCCAUGGCUGAUUGACGCAGUUGGCGAUGCCGGAGGUGGUAGUAUUUCUAGGGGUGAUGGGUGUGCAUGGUUUUCCCCUGCGAACGAAGUUUCGAUGUGAUAUGUUGAGCUUUCCACGACUGAACUGAAUCCGACCCCGAGAUCUCGAAUCCAUAGCGACGGACCCUACCUGCAGCAAGCCUAGACAUACGACAGCCGAUAUCCGACCAAGAUCCGUAUCAGUAUCACCAGAUCGUAUCGUCUCGUUUCAGAUCAUAUCAGAUCAGAUUACCUAGACAUCCCCAAGCCUCCUCCAUCAGACAUCAGACAUACAGCCAAAAUGCCCACCCCCUUCGCCGUCCUCCCCGCCCUCAUCCCGGACAUCAAGCCCGUCUACGACGCUUACUUCGCCGCCUUCACCGCCGACGCCGACGGGCGCAAGAUCCUCGAGAUCCUCUUUCCCGGCGGCUACACCUCUGAAGAGUUCCGCAAGGCGCACACGGAAGGAACGCUAGCAUGGCUGCACAAGGCCGAGUCGCAGUACACGUGGAAGUGCGUGGACGUUGCCACGGGCGAGAUCGUCGGCAUGGCGUUGUGCGAUGUGUUCAUCAAGCCUAGGACGAAAGAGGAGAGGGCGUAUCCUGGCAUUCCGUGGUUGGAGGGCGAGCAGAGGGAGAGGGCGGAUCAGGUGCUUGCGCCGCUUUGUGAGGCUAGGGAGAAGGUUAUGGGUGAUGGGUCUUAUAUUUAUGUCCACGCCAUCGCGGUAGACCCCAAGCAUCAGGGCCGUGGUGCGGGCGCGAUGAUUGUCAAGCAGCUCAUCAACUUGAGCAACGACAGCAAUCUGCCCAUCUACUUGGAGUCUUCGGCGUCUGCUGAGGGUCUGUACAAGAAGAUGGGCUUCGUGAGGGUGCCGGAGGAGAGUGCGAGGGUGAUUCAUAGCAAGUCCGUGCUGGGGACGGAAACGGAUGUUGAGGUGCCACUCAUGAUCAAGACCCCGGCGAAGACUGGGUUGUAAGGGAUGAACAUCAAUGGGAAAGGUGUAGGGAAGGAUAAAAAGUACGCAUCAGUACUGCACGCUGAUAUGAUGUGAAGAGCGUGUACGAUUUGAAGGAUACAAUAAGAGAAAACCUACCCACACACACCUCGAAACCUACCCACACACACCUCGAAACCUACACGCACACACCCUCCAUACAUAACCCUUACCCUAACAGCUCGUACCAGCUCAUAACAUCUGCAUUGAAAAGACCCGUUUUACUUGCUAAAUUUCGCAUUUUUAAUAUACG
Molecule: messenger RNA, 1418 nt
Organism: Neurospora tetraspora
Lineage: Eukaryota; Fungi; Ascomycota; Sordariomycetes; Sordariales; Sordariaceae
Exons: 2
Coding region: 473-1147 (224 amino acids)
Molecular function (GO): acyltransferase activity, transferring groups other than amino-acyl groups
Source: RefSeq, a predicted model, not a curated record